CGAGAUUCGUUAUUUGGAAAUUUGUCUCACUACAAUUUUAAAUUACGCGGCUCUAUCAGAAAUUAAGUAACUAGCAAUUAUUUUUCAGUUAGGAAAUUCUCCCUAUUGUACGUUGGUAGCGCCGACAAAAGUUUUGACGGGUUACCGGUUGUUACCGGCUUCAAAACAAAAAGAAAUUCAAUUAAGUUUACGGUUUAUUUCGAUUGAAACGAGCGCUUUCGUGCCAUGGCGAAUUCGUCGUUCUCGUCGUCCAUACAAUCCUACAGCGAGCCAUUUACGGAGGAGCAAGAAAUGGUGUUUUACAAAAACAUCAAGAUGAAUCUGCAAGACAUUCAGAAAGCUACGCACGACAUUAACCAGAAAUUCAAGAGUAUACGGGAUGAGAUGCGCGUCACGGCCGCUCUGGUAAACGCGAUCGAAUCGGAAACUUCAGCGAGCAAUCAGAAUUAACAUUCGCGGCUUUCUCAAGUUGAAACGAAGACAAUAAAAUCAAUCGAAAUAUCUAAUCAGAUCUGUGGUAACAUCAAGAGAUUUAGAAGAUUCCUAUGAAUCAGCGAUGAAAGUAACUUACAAGAACAGCUUGUAUUUCUGCAAAAGUGAAUCUCCUGAAGAUUGUCAAAAUAACACUAAUUUAAAACUGGAAGUAAAUCUUUGUAGGAUUUAACGAUUUAAGAUAAAAUUUAAGAGGUUUUUGAAAACUUUUUGAAAAUUAUAAAUUACAAUAAUUAUUAAUUAGAAUUUUACAAUUAAAUGGAAUACACAUUAAUUUUUAUUUUUCUCAACUCUUUAUUCCAAUGUGAAAAUAAAAUAGAUGAGUGAAGGUAAGAUGGAAAGAAACUCAACCAUUUAAAAAUCAAUUGUUAUUUUUUUAUUUAUUACAUUAAUUUGCACAAUUAAUUAUUAACUUGCAAAUUUAUAAAUAAUUCUUCCUUUUCCUCUAUUUUUGAUUAUCUUUUCUGACUUGGCAUUUAAUUUCUAUUGUGCAUAGUUAGAUGUCUCUAAAAUCCUUUCUCUUUUGAGUAUGACCUUGUAAAUGUUCCCAGCAUCGACGUUAAACUGUCUUGCAUGAUCGAUUGUGCGAUACUCCAUACACUUGCGAAAACAAAGAUAGGAAUAAAUUUUAAUGCAGGUGGCGUGGACAAAGAUAUCAAGAAAACAUUUUGCCGAACAUCUCACGUCGCAGAACGUGCGCCGUCCUCUCUUAAGUGCAUUAUUCAUUGCGAUAAUACGCAAAACAUUUAUACAUAAAUAACAGUUAAAAAUUUUAGAUAACUGAAUUAAAACCUAGCAAUGCUGCGUCUACUUUUGGCUCUUUCUUUCUGGCUCGGGACGAGCAUGGCUGCGACGACACAAAACUCCAUUACAACUACAACAUGGGGCUCUGUAAAUGGUCAAGAGAUCAAGAAAUUCAUGCUAAGGAAUGGAGCUAAUCAGGAGGUCGAUGUCAUCACGUAUGGUGCGACAGUGACUGCCAUUAGGACGCCAGAUAAGGUUGGAAAUGUAGCGGACGUUGUACUUGGGUUUGAUAACAUUGAAGGGUAUCAGUCACCAAGUAAUCCGUAUUUUGGUGCUACUCUCGGACGAGUCGCAAAUCGCAUUGGCAAGGCAACUUUCGUCGUGGAUGGCGUACGUUAUAACGUAUCGAAGAACAUAGGCGAUGAUAGCCUCCACGGUGGUACUCGCGGUUGGAGCUUCAAGGUGUGGGACGCAACGAUCGAUGGCGAUCGCGUGGUAAUGACCUUGGUCAGUCCGGACGGCGACGAGGGGUAUCCAGGAUCAGUAACGGCGACUGCCAGCUUUCAAUUGAGCGACGACGGAGAACUGCACAUAGAGAUGAAGGCCAAGUCCGUAAAGGCGACGCCGAUCAACAUGGCGAAUCACGGCUACUUCAAUCUUGCAGGACACGCCACAAAUGCGGAAGAGCUGUACAAACACAUAUUCAUGUUGAACGCCGAUCGUUGGACUGUCACGAAUUCCGGGAGCAUUCCUACCGGCGAGAUUCGGUCAGUCGAAAACAGCAUAAUGGAUCUUAGAAAUCCGACGAAACUCGGUGACGUUAUCGAUAAAGUACCGGGCGGCGGUUACGAUUACAAUUUCUGCCUGCCAGAGCCAUACGAUCCCAUGAAAAUAAGCUUCGUCGCCAAAGUGUUGCAUCCGACUUCGGGACGUUGCUUGGAAGUGUAUUCGAAUCAACCAGGCGUUCAGCUUUACACGUCUAACUCUAUCCCAGCGAGGAAUGAAACUGGUAUCGCCGGCAAAAACGGAGCGCGGUACUUUAAGCACGCUGCUUUCUGUUUGGAAACGCAAAAUUAUCCCGACGCCGUGAAUCACAGAAACUUCCCCAACAGUGUAUUGCGACCGGAUGAUGUAUACAAUCAUGUUGUUGUAUACAAAUUUGGAGUAGAAAAUUAAAACAUUUCCAUCUCCUCGUCAUAAACUAUUUAGAAAGAUAAAUGUACUAAGCAGUAAGAAAUCUUGCACAUUGAUUUUUUAAAAUCAUGAUUGUAAAAAAUCUAUCUUUAUAUUGUUAAACUUAACAAUUAUACUAUUAGCUGAGCAAUUUA
Monomorium pharaonis (pharaoh ant) is the source of this 2564-nucleotide messenger RNA. RefSeq names its product galactose mutarotase. Gene Ontology annotation, molecular function: aldose 1-epimerase activity; carbohydrate binding. The transcript has 6 exons. Gene Ontology annotation, biological process: beta-D-galactose catabolic process via UDP-galactose, Leloir pathway; glucose metabolic process. The coding region runs from base 1291 to 2412 and encodes 373 amino acids. The record is from RefSeq and is a predicted model, not a curated record. NCBI's taxonomy places the organism in Eukaryota, Metazoa, Arthropoda, Insecta, Hymenoptera, Formicidae.